GGUUAUUUGUCCUCGGCUUUUAUUAUGCUAAGCUCUACGUUAUGGAAUUGCAAAAGUUCACGUUUCAUGAAGAAAAUUGAAGAUCAAAACAAGAUUGUGAGUGCUGCGAUCCGAAGUUGAGAGAUAAAGUUCGCAGUAAAAAUAAUCCACUAUGGUGGACUAUAAUGUCAGUCUGCAGGCUUACUGUAAAAUAUUAUCUCAUGCAGCUAAGUAUCCUCACAGUUCCGUUAAUGGAGUUCUUCUCGCCGAGGAUACUAAGGUGAAGGAUUCCAAUAAAUGCUUAAAAAUGGUGGACACUAUCCCUUUGUUUCAUGUCUGCUUAGGACUUACGCCGAUGCUCGAAUUCGCCCUGACGCUGAUAGAUAUAUAUUGUAAAAGUAAAGGUUUGGUCAUUGGUGGAUAUUACCAAGCCAAUGAAAGCUAUUGCAAUUCAAAACCUGAUAAUGUUGCCUAUUUAAUUGGCAAGAAGAUACAGGAAUAUUUUGCAGAUUCAUGUAUAUUUAUGGUGAAUAAUAACAAAAUAUCACCUCAGUGUGUAUCAGAAGCUUACAAAAUUUAUCUUUAUAAAGACAACAUGUGGAAAGAAGCUGACAAAAAACAAACAGUUGAAGAAGAGACCCUUCUCACUGCAUCCCAAGUAUUGGAGACACCAGCAAUAUAUCGCAAACUCAUGGAUUUUGAUAACCACUUUGACGAUAUCAAAAAUGAUUGGCGAAAUAUAGAGCUAAAUGAAAUAUUAACUAACAAGGAUAUUUUGAAGAAUUAUCCCUAGUAUUUUUUAUUUUUUACAGUCAGUGAGGAAAGAACUAAUGCUUGCAUCUGUGUGAUUACAUUAUGAAAAUGAUAUUGACAAAGUCUUACCAAUUUUCAACUUUGGAAUGAGUUCUUUCUGUUACAUUCUUUCAAGCUCCAGCUCUCUCAUUUUGUUAUUUUAUCAGUCUUUAAAACAAUCAGAUGUUAUUUCAUCUCAACGCAUUUUUAUUUAAUGUUUAUUUUUUUUGUUUACUAUUUUUUCCACCAGAAACAAAGAAGGCAACAUUUUACUUUAAAAAAAUUGAGAAAACAGAUUAUUCCUGUUUUAUAAUUUUUCCAGUUCAUUAAUUAAUUAUCUAUCAUGAAUUCUAAUAAUACAAAUGGUAUGGUUGUCUAAAAUUAACGCCUGUGUUUUUAUUUUAUUUUAUAUAAUGAUUCUCAAAUGUUCCCAGUUUAAGAGCAAGCUAUUUAGAGCAGGAAUGGUGACUUCAGAUUUUAGUAUUGCUGGCUAAAUCUGAAGUCAACUAAAGAGGUGUCACUCUAGCCUUAUAUGAGUGUCUACUUAAAACCCUCCAAGAUGAAACUUCUAAUUAAUUAACGAAAGAAAGAAAGAAAAAAAAACAAUAAUACCUCCUCA
Octopus bimaculoides (California two-spot octopus) is the source of this 1390-nucleotide messenger RNA. Its product is annotated as ER membrane protein complex subunit 8. NCBI's taxonomy places the organism in Eukaryota, Metazoa, Mollusca, Cephalopoda, Octopoda, Octopodidae. Gene Ontology annotation, cellular component: EMC complex. The record is from RefSeq and is a predicted model, not a curated record.